UUGUACUUCAGACAUAGAGCUUGAAACAUACGCCGCGUAUCCGAAGUCAUACUAUUAUGGUGUAAGAGUCUGGGAAAUACUAUUGGAAUCACCUUCGAGGACCAAUCCCCUUUUUCACGCAACAGACUCCUGUUUGAGAUGUUAAAACCCGGUGACCCCAGCGGAUCUGCUUUCUUGAAAGUGGACCCGACGUACAUGCAACACUGGCAGCAGCUCUUCCCUCAAAGCCAGUUGAAGAAUGGAGGCAUUACGCAGCUGCAGCCGCCGGACAGGGUAGCUGUUCCGGUGGAAAGUCUCCGUCAGCGGCCGAACCUGAUCUCCUCCACAUCAUCAUCGUCGGCUUUAACACCUUCCUCCACAUCUUCAUCGACUCCAUCCGUUUCAUCAUUGGCAGGUUUAUCUCAACUAUCUGUGCCACAAAUUGCACUUUUUGGACAAACUCUCUCUUCUGACAUUGUCUCGUCAGACAACACCAACCUUCAAGCGAAAGAACUUUGUAUAUCCUCCAGCUUUAAGAAUGACAAAGGGUCCAGAUUUAAACUGACCUCCGAUGAGUUAGACUACUACCUCUACGGACAGCAGAGAAUGGAGAUUAUCCCAUUGAACAAUCACACCGGCGACCACAACAAUCGGUGUGACAUGUGUGCAGAUAACCGUAAUGGAGAGUGUCCCAUGCACGGGCCCCUGCACUCGCUGCGGCGCUUGGUGGGGACAAGCAGUGCAGCGCCGGCCGUGCCGCCCCCAGAUGUCCCUGACUGGCUGCGGGACCUGCCCCGUGAGGUGUGCCUCUGCACCAGCACUGUGCCCGGCCUUGGCUACGGCAUCUGUGCCGCCCAGCGUAUCCCACAGGGCACCUGGAUCGGCCCCUUUGCGGGAGUCCCCCUCCUCCUGGAUAAGUUGCAGUCAGGAGGGGUGCGGAACACAAGGCACUUAUGGGAGAUCUAUGACCAGGAAGGGACGUUACAGCACUUUAUUGACGGCAAUGAGCCGAGCAAGUCGAGCUGGAUGAGAUACAUUCGCUGUGCACGGCACUGUGGCGAGCAAAACAUGAUGGUGGUCCAGUACAGAUCAUGUAUAUUCUACCGGGCAUGUAUGGACAUUCCAAGAGGAACAGAACUCCUGGUCUGGUACAAUGACAGCUACACCUCCUUCUUUGGCAUCCCUCUACAGUGCAUUGCACAGGAUGAAAACUUGAAUGUACCAACCACAGUUAUGGAGGCCAUGAGCAGACAAGAGACGCUGCAGCCGCUCAGUAAAACAGGCAAAGGUUUCUCGGUGGCCCUGCUGCGCUCCAUGGUCUUCCCUCACUCACCCUGCUCCAGAAGCUUCUCUCUGAUGGACAAAGGUGGCCACACGGACUCCGGCUUCAACCAGAUGAGCUCUAAGAACCAGCGAGUCCUAGCCAGCCCCACCUCCACCAGCCAGCUGAGCACCGAGUUCAGUGACUGGCACCUCUGGAAGUGCGGCCAGUGCUUUAAGACGUUCACGCAACGCAUCCUGCUCCAGAUGCAUGUGUGCACACAGAACCCAGACAGACCUUACCAGUGUGGACACUGCUCCCAGUCCUUCUCCCAGCCGUCGGAGCUGCGCAACCAUGUCGUCACUCACUCCAGCGACCGGCCCUUCAAGUGUGGCUACUGUGGCCGGGCAUUUGCAGGAGCCACCACCCUCAACAACCACAUCCGGACACACACUGGGGAGAAGCCAUUCAAGUGCGAGAGGUGCGACAGGAGCUUCACGCAGGCCACCCAGCUCAGCAGACACCAGCGGAUGCCCAACGAGUGCAAGCCCAUCAGCGGCGAGAGCAGCGAAUCAAUCGAGGUGGAUUAGCUGAUUGACUGGCCGGAAUUAAACUGCAAGGAAAAUCAUGAUUAAAUGUCACGGACACUUAAACAAAACCAAAGAUUUCCUCUGAGAAACUCUCAAUCAGCCCCAGAAAACCAAAAGCAGUAAUAAAAUAAGUAAGAUGUUAAGAGUUAUUGAUCUUGGCACAGAAA
Molecule: messenger RNA, 1997 nt
Organism: Oncorhynchus masou masou (cherry salmon)
Lineage: Eukaryota; Metazoa; Chordata; Actinopteri; Salmoniformes; Salmonidae
Gene: prdm6
Product: PR domain containing 6
Exons: 8
Coding region: 139-1830 (563 amino acids)
Biological process (GO): regulation of transcription by RNA polymerase II
Cellular component (GO): nucleus
Molecular function (GO): protein binding; histone methyltransferase activity; RNA polymerase II transcription regulatory region sequence-specific DNA binding
Source: RefSeq, a predicted model, not a curated record